UGACAGCUGCAAGCUCGAGCCACAUGCAUGUUUAACAAAAGUGUUACGGGAUCACUUGACCAUUUCGUCCAGUCUACAGCACGGACGUCUCACGCUCAUAACCAGCAAAAUGAAUUACUAUAUUUUGAUUAUUCAAAUAUUUUUACUUUCUCUAUUUGGACCAGGAUUGUGCUCGUCAGAUGAGACCAGAUUAGUAAAGACUUUAUUUACUGGAUAUAACAAGGUUGUUCGUCCGGUCAGCCAUUUUAAAGAUCCAGUAGUGGUAACUGUGGGACUACAACUCAUCCAGCUCAUCAGUGUGGAUGAAGUGAAUCAGAUUGUCUCCAGUAAUGUUCGACUAAAGCAGCAAUGGAAAGAUGUGAAUCUGCAAUGGAAUCCUGAUGAUUAUGGUGGUAUCAGAAAGAUCCGAAUUCCCUCCACUGACAUCUGGAAACCUGAUUUAGUUCUUUACAACAAUGCUGAUGGAGACUUCGCCAUCGUCCACGAGACAAAGGUCUUGCUUGAGCACACAGGUAUGAUAACAUGGACCCCUCCAGCCAUCUUCAAGAGCUACUGUGAGAUUGUGGUCCUUCACUUCCCUUUCGACCUGCAGAACUGCAGCAUGAAACUUGGGACGUGGACCUACGAUGGCAACCUGGUCAUCAUCAACCCGGACAGUGAUAGGCCCGAUCUCAGUAACUUCAUGGAGAGCGGAGAAUGGGUGAUGAAGGAUUACAGGAGCUGGAAACACUGGGUGUAUUAUGCCUGCUGUCCGGAUACGCCCUACCUAGACAUCACCUAUCACUUCCUCAUGCUCCGCCUUCCACUCUACUUCAUCGUAAACGUCAUCAUCCCCUGCAUGCUGUUCUCCUUUCUCACUGGGCUUGUGUUCUACCUACCCACCGACUCUGGUGAGAAGAUGACCCUCAGCAUCUCCGUCCUGCUUUCUCUUACUGUCUUCUUGCUGGUUAUUGUCGAGCUGAUCCCCUCCACGUCCAGCGCCGUUCCACUUAUUGGCAAAUACAUGCUCUUCACCAUGAUCUUUGUCAUCGCUUCCAUCAUCAUCACGGUGAUUGUCAUCAACACACAUCAUCGCUCGCCCAGCACACACACCAUGCCAGCCUGGGUCCGCAAGAUCUUCAUAGACACCAUUCCAAACCUGAUGUUUUUCUCCACCAUGAAGCGACCAUCACAGGAACGCCAGGAUAAGCGCCUCUAUCUCACCGAUUUUGACAUCUCUGACAUUUCAGGAAAACCAAUGCCAGCUUCCGUCACCUACCACUCUCCCAUAACCAAAAAUCCAGACGUGCGUAGCGCCAUCGAGGGUGUCAAAUACAUCGCUGACACCAUGAAAAGCGACGAGGAGUCUAACAACGCUGCUGAGGAGUGGAAGUUUGUCGCCAUGGUGCUGGAUCACAUUCUUCUGUGCGUGUUCAUGGCUGUGUGUAUUAUCGGCACACUUGGUGUGUUUGCCGGACGGCUGAUUGAGCUCAGCAUGCUGUGAGAGCACCAAGGCCCGGAUGAAGCCACGGACCGGAGUGAAACUCCAGCCUUGUCUCGCGAUUCUGCUGAGCUGUAGCAGAGGGGUUGCCUGCUCAGACCAGAUGUUAAUGGAACAGAGGGCUUAGUAAACAACCGGAAAAUACUUUCCUGUACUGCUCUUGUACAUUAUUUCUGUAUUACAGUUGCUGCAUUACUCCCUCCAAGUUUGUCGGUAUACUGUAUGCAUAUUUAUGCCUUAAAGGUGACAUGUUUGAUUUUAUUUUAUUUAUUAUAAAUAAUCUCCACUAUCUAAACAAUACAAUGUUCAGCUUGACAAUGUUUUAAGUUUGGGAAAAUGAAUUCUGUUUGAAUAACAAUUAUUAUUUUCUUUUUGGUGACAUUACAGCACAGUUAUAAAAUGUGUGAGGCAUUAUUUAUGUGUGACAUCACUUAUAUUUUAUUUAGAUAUGAAAUUUUAUUUGUUAGAAAAUUUUCCAGUGUUUCAAUGUUGGCUGUCACCGAUUUUAGUCAGUGGUUUCCGUUGUUUGGUAAUCUGAAGGGGGAUUAGGUCAUUUGGAAAACUUUUUGACAUUGAGAUGACAGUCAGUUUAUCUGGGAUCACCCCACUUGAAUGGAUAAACAUUUAGAAAAUCAAAUGAAUAUGUAUUUGGUUGUUUGGUUUGUAAAAACAGCACAUUUAAAAAAAAUAACUACGGUAAAUAAAAAAAAUUAAUAGAAUGUUUUUCU
Molecule: messenger RNA, 2208 nt
Organism: Paramisgurnus dabryanus
Lineage: Eukaryota; Metazoa; Chordata; Actinopteri; Cypriniformes; Cobitidae
Gene: chrna1
Product: cholinergic receptor, nicotinic, alpha 1 (muscle)
Biological process (GO): monoatomic ion transmembrane transport
Cellular component (GO): postsynaptic membrane
Molecular function (GO): acetylcholine-gated monoatomic cation-selective channel activity; transmembrane signaling receptor activity
Source: RefSeq, a predicted model, not a curated record